AUGAGUCAUGGAAGAUCUAAGUCAAAGCAAGCAAGACCUAUAAAAGAUCCUACUGAAGUUUUAAACUCAAUAAAUGACCGUAUCAAUGCUCGCAAACGAAUUUUGGAAACGCUUCAAGAGCAGACUUCAGAUUUCAAAGAUGAAGUCGUUAUGCAGCUAAAAUCCAGAGAUGAUAUUAUAUCAGAAUUAUUUUGUAUUAGACUGUAUAGACUUCUAUAUCAUAUAAUUAAUUUUGCUAUAAAUUUCUAUUAAAGUAGCAUAAAUAAAGAAAUCGAAACUCUCAAACUUCCGGUGCUUAAUUUUGAUCAGCACUUAAUCGUGUGAAAUUUCCUCGACAUUAUUAGUCAAAUUAUUGUUUCAUAAACGUUUUAUAGAAAUCUGUGGUUUUUUCCUCAAGUAAUAUCUAGCUAUCAACAAAUUCAGAGUAAAUUUCCACAAGGAAAUGCCACACUAUAAACCGUUCUAAUAAAAUAAUAUGUAGUCCAAACUUCAAUUGAAAAGCAAGCCAUUAGAAAAUGUCUCCCCUAAUCAUUCUCCUAAUAAGAAGCAAAUAAUCAUUGACCUUCAAUCUGAAAAUUCUUUACUAGAAGAGAAGUUACUAGAUUUCCAAGAAAAAUAUUUCAAAGAAUCUCAAAAUUGGGCUCAUGAAAAAGAACAGUUAGAUUAGAUUAGAUUAAGCCGUUUGCCUUGCAGGGCCGGGGAUUCGCACCCCUACACACUCAUCGCUCCUGAGGAGCCUCGGCGGACACCUCCUUGUUGCCUCAAACAAGGGAUUCGCGCAACCAGUCUUGACUUCCAUGGCUUCUGGAGUCUAAGGGCCAACCACCUGGGUCGAAACUCCCAGUUUCUCGUUGGGCAAAUACCGUCUGCAGGGUCUGAGGGUCAUAUUGCCCUUCAGACAAUGGCCGACCUUGCCCUUUCCAAUGGUUGUCCUGGAGGAAAAACUUCAAGUCCGAGAAUUAGCUCUCGGGCCAAGAAAACCCAGCCCGAUCAUACAUAAAGGAUUACCGGCCCUUUCCACCUAAAUCUGCAACACUGGGCCGUUGCCUGCUGCUGUUGAAGAAAUAGGGUCGAGAGGUCGGGUGGUCUGUCGUCACCAUUUUUAUAUAUAUGGCUCAUGAAAAAGAGCAGUUAGAAAUCUUGAAUGAAGCAAUCUCAGAAGAAAUAGAGCAUUUAAAAAAUCAAAUAAAACAAAAAACUAAAGAUUCAGAAGAUGCACGGGAUGACGUGAAACAGUUAUCAGAAGUUAUAGAAAAAAUGAGUGAAAUUAAUAAAGAUCUGACAGGCAAAAUAGAAAAAUUAAAUAAUGAUUUUUCAGACUUGACUAUAAAAUCUUAUGAGUUGCAGGUCAAAGCCGCAAACGUUGAAGAACUGGAAAAUAGUUUACAGGAAUAUAUGAUUAAUUAUCAAAAAAGCCAAGAAAGUUUUUCAAAUUUGUCAGGGGCUUUGCAAAGCUAUACUCAAGAAACUUGCGAUUUUUUAAGGAUAGCACUAGAAAGAAUAAAUAGUGCUAUAAACGAAUUUAAUAAAGGAAAAAUCGAGAUAGGGGCUAAUAUGAUAACCCAUAUAAAGACUGAUAUAAUCAAUAGAAUUGAAACAAGGCCAGAGAAAAAUUAUUUCACAAAAAACUCUGAUGAAAUUAUCAAUGGCUUAAAAGACCAAAUAAAAAAAUUGGAACUUAGAGUCCAAGAAUUAGAAAAAAUUAGCAAUCCUUUGAUAAAUCAGGUUAAAGGACAAAAAGAAUUAAUAGAGCUACUCAAAAGGCAGGAACUUGAGGCUGCAGAGAUUGGCCAAAAGAAAAUCGAAGCAAUUUAUCAGCAUAAUGAAUAUUUAAAAAGCCAAUUAUACUACAUUUAUUAUUUUAAGAGUAUGCAUUAUUAAAAGGCAUAUUGAAAUCGAUAUGGCAAUAGGGCACGCAUUUUUGAACAUCAAUGAAAUAGAAUAUAGCAAAAAUAUACAAGCAUUAAGAUCGGAUUUAAAUCAAUUAGAUAAUGUAGCGAAUAAUGUUCAAGCAAAACUAAUGAGCUCAGAGGCAAAAACGAAAAAAAUUAAUGAUAAACUUGCAGCAGAGCAUAUAAUUAAAAAUCAGCUAGAAAAAUCAUUUGCAGAACUCAAUGAAAAAUAUAAAAAUCUAAAACAGAAAUUUUUUGAUUUGGAAAAUAAUAUUAAAAACGAAAAAGAUUUAUAAUGACUAAUUUUAAUUAAAAAUGUGAGCCAGUAUUUGAUAAAACUUUUAUGUUUUAAAUAAACUAAUAAAUUUUACUGAAUCAAUGCCCUUAGCCAUGAAGCUUAUGGUUAUGUAAAAAAUACGCAAAUACUAUCCAAGUUUUGCGUGAUGAGAUCUCUAAAAAAGACACAAAUGCAAUAAAAUAUAAAAAGCUCGCUUUACAGUACCAAACCCAAGCCGAAAAAUUACAGGUAAAAGUAAGUGAAUUUGAAAGUGAGCAAAAUAAAAACUUUACAAAGCAAAUGGAAAAAAAUAUAAAGGAGCUUCAAGAAAAAGAGCAACAAAUAGAAAUACUAAAAAAUGUUGUCAAAGGAAGCCAAUUGCAGGUAAAACAGAGAGAGAUCGAUAUAAGCAGAAUUAAAUCAAGAAUAGAACGCCAUUCCCCAGAACUCAGAUCUAUAGCUGACAGUCCACCACCUCAAGAUCAAAGUUUUAGACUUUCUGCUGAAAAAACUUCACAAGCUUGUCAAAUAAUUCAAAGAUUUUUCAAAAUGGCUUCAUUUAUCAAAUCAAAGCCUGCUUCAGCUAGAAAUGAGGACCCUAAAAAGCCAAGCGAGUUGAAAAGAAUGGUAAAUAAGUUGAAACAAGAAUUAAAUGGAUUUCCAACUUUCAAUACUAGGGAAUUAACUAGUAGUGUAGUAUCCCCUAGUUAGAUGAAUACAGAUGAUAAAAGUUUUAGUAAUAAAUAAUAUUAUUGAAGUUUUCAAUUAAAAAUUUAUAUUAAAAAGCAUAGAAAUCCAGCCAUAUGUAGAUUCUUCCAAAGUUUGUAUAAGUCUAGAAGAAGUUUUAACAGCUAUAGUUGCAGUUUUAGACAAAAAAAAUUAA
Blepharisma stoltei is the source of this 3052-nucleotide messenger RNA. NCBI's taxonomy places the organism in Eukaryota, Ciliophora, Heterotrichea, Heterotrichida, Blepharismidae. The record is from the annotation of a GenBank genome assembly.